Messenger RNA from Chara braunii, 1639 nucleotides. NCBI's taxonomy places the organism in Eukaryota, Viridiplantae, Streptophyta, Charophyceae, Charales, Characeae. The record is from the annotation of a GenBank genome assembly.
GCUACGACAGAAUAGCAGAGGAGCAUUGUGGAUACAAUUGGAAGAAGGACGCUGACUGAAAGACGCGGAGGUCCUAGGAAGUGAAGCAGGAUGGAUCAGUACAACUUCGGAGGUAAUAACAAUAGUCAAGGAUCAGGAGGGCAAUGGGGAGGGGGUGGACAAGGAUGGAAUGGAGGAGGAGGAGGAGGAGGAGGAGGAGGUGGUGCGAAUUGGGGACCUCCACCGGGGUGGGGAAACUAUGGAGGCCCUAGCUCGGGUGGUGGAGGGAGCAGUGGUGGAGGUGGAUGGAAUAAUGGACCACCAACGGGAGGUUGGAAUAAUGGGGGAUGGAAUGACGGGGGAUGGAACAAUGGGAAUAAUGGAUGGAAUGGCGGAGGCUGGAACGGCGGAGGAAAUGGUCAGAGACGGCCGGUGAGGUGUUACAAUUGCGGCCAACUCGGACACUACGCAAGGGAAUGCCCGAUGCCAAGGCAGGGCGGAGGGAAUGCAUACCAAGGAGGGUAUUUCCCGCAAGGAGGAGGAGGAGGAGGAGGAGGUGGAGGAGGAGCAGUAAUAGGAGCCUCAGGAUGGAAUGGGGGAGGAGUUACGAUCAACGAGGAGGGCACUGUGCCUACGCCAAAAAACAUGGCGCCGACAGUUACACUGUGUAAAGAAUUAGAGGAAUCGUUCGGAGCCAUGGCGUCUUUCUUUAAAUUAUCUUUAGAAGAGAAAAACAGGGCAGAGACAGCUAGGAGAGAAGAAGAGGAUCGGAGGAAGGAGGAAGAAGCACGGAAGAAAAAAUUGGAGUUGGAGAAGGUCGAAAGAGAAAAAGCGAAGCGAAUAGAACUAGAGAAAAAGCACGAUGAAGAAAAAAAGGAGGCGGAUCGACUGUGGGAUAUCCGAAAGAUGUUUAGCGAGCAACGGGUUUUUUUUAGGAAGGAAGUCAAGAAAGCGGUCAACGAGGAACUUAUCGAGAUGGUGAAGAAUGAUGGAAAAAAGAUCGCGGGGGGUGACGAGGAAUGGGAGGAAUGGCCAGAAGAUGAGGAGGAAGCUGAAGCCGAGGAGGAAGAACCAAUGAAUAGGAGAAGGAAAAGGGCGCCAACUCAACGGGGAGCGGCCAAUACUAACCCGCCAAUUGAAACCCCGUCGAAAUCAGCACGUGGCAGCUCGUCGCGACAACCGGUCUUCACAAUGGCAUCUCCCGUGGAGCAAGAACGAAAAGGAAGGGGCAGGCCUAAGAAGAAGGAGACACAAUCGUUGGUCACUGAUCCGUGGUUAGGAGCUCCCUGCUUGGCGGACUUCAACAGUAGCAUCAGCUUUAAGGUAGCAAUGGUGAAGUUUCUGGGGAACAAGGUAUGUACGGAGCUCAAGCAAAUGUGUAAAAAGGAAGGAGUGGAAUGGAGAGCGAGGAAGGACGAGGCAGUAGAGGAAUUGGCUGAAUUGCGUGUCAUUCAGAGUAUUUUUGAGAUUGCAACAACAACAGGGGGAAGGGGACCAUGUACGGCUGGGCUCGAGAUUAGGGCCGUCGUAACGAAAAUUGCCGACCCAGACGAACAAGAAGCGGGGGUUGAGUAGGGAAUUAGCAUGGGACUACUUACGGGAAGUGAGUGUGAUUAGGGGCAAACUGGGAGGAAAUAAGAAGUCUCGAAAGAUCACGAGU